Messenger RNA from Ceratitis capitata (Mediterranean fruit fly), 4109 nucleotides. RefSeq names its product putative ATP-dependent RNA helicase DHX57. Bases 165 to 4007 code for a protein of 1280 amino acids. Lineage: Eukaryota; Metazoa; Arthropoda; Insecta; Diptera; Tephritidae. The record is from RefSeq and is a predicted model, not a curated record. The transcript has 6 exons. Gene Ontology annotation, cellular component: intracellular anatomical structure. Gene Ontology annotation, molecular function: RNA binding; protein binding; ATP binding.
UAUGUUGCGUAUUUUUAUCUGACUUUCAACUUUUCUGUUCGAUUUUAGAUAUUUCGUCAGUAGAUGUAAUUUACUAAAAAAAUUCUAGUAAAAUUCCACAUACAUAAAAAAGAAAUAUACUUUUCUACAAAGCUAAUAAUAGUGGGUGAUUUUCAGCAGCAAUAAUGGAUCCUGAACAAGAUGAAAACUGGUAUUUGCGUCCACUUUGCGACCCCAGAACAACCAAUGCUCCCGUUAAAGUAGCACCAGCUAAAGUCGCGGUGAAGACUGAAAUGCAGGAGUUACGGCUCUCUGAAGCGUCACAAAAAAUUACAAUGGAAACAUUGCGUGCAAUACAUGGGCCCGAAUUUCGCCUUAAUGAUGCAUCGGUUUAUAGUGAUCGUGGUAGUCAUAUGAAGAAAGCUUAUUGGGAAGACCGAGGCACGUUGGUCGUUCAUAGCGUUACCAACUACUCGGCGGAAAGUCAAAAGGCAGAAACACCAGAAGACCGAUUACGUCGUUUCGCUUUACUAAAAUUGGAAAAUUAUGGUUUUGCACCUUUGCAUUGUGUUGAAGCCUACGAUCAUUGCAAUGGUAAUACAGACGACGCGUUGUUAUUGCUUUAUCGCAAAUAUAUGCGCAUACCGGGCUUACAGUCGGAAAAGACUAGUUUGUUGAAUAAUGACCUGAAUGAAGAUGAACUAUUAGAAAUGCGUAACGAUGAAAAAGCUGCGCUAGAAUCCAUUUACGAUGAAGUUUUUGAGGAAAAGGAAAAGGAUACAAUUUGGAGCUUGAAAUUUAAAAUUGAUCAUUUAAUGGUGCACAGUCCGAGUGAACGACGGAGGCAGACAGGUGGGAAGGAACAAAACACUAAGCAAAAACAAAGCCAAAUUGUUAACGGAAAAGCGCGUUGUCGUAACUUUGACCGCGAUGGCACAUGUCGCUUUGGAGGCAAAUGUCGCUUUGCGCAUGUGCGGCCAACACCAGUGAUAGACGACGGAAAGCGUAUAAAAACUGAUAGCUUUUUGGAUGGCAACGAAGAAGACAACUGGUUCUUCCUAGAAAUUCGAUUCCCACCGCACACCAGAUAUCCUUAUGAAGCCCCUUUUAUUUACCUCAAAACUACGUGCCACGAUCUGCCGCGUGAUGUAUUGCUGCUUGUAGCACGUCGUUUGUAUUGCGAAGCUCGGAGCAUUUGUGCUGAUGGCAUGGGCUGUGUAUAUAGCAUUUGUGAGACACUUCAAAACGGAGAAGCAUAUUCGCAAAUGCCCAAAGGUGACUCCCAUCCAUUUCCUUCGGAUGCCAAAUCACUUUUCGCCAAUGAUCAAGACGGCGCCGACGUUCUUAAUGGUGAGGAGCCACAAGUUCUGCCAACACAUUAUGAACGCGGUCAGACUUCACACACCGAACAACAACGUUCUCUUAAACAGACGGAGAAUGAAGAUCGUGUCUUGUUGCGACGUUUUCUACAGCGUCAGGACGAUGAAAGAUAUCGUAAAAUGAUGAGUGGACGUCGUAGUUUGCCAGCGUUUGAGAAAAUGAUUGAAAUAUUAGACUUAAUGGAACAAUCUCAGGUUAUCGUAAUAUCCGGCGAAACAGGAUGUGGCAAAUCAACUCAAGUGCCUCAAUUCAUACUUGAUAAUUGGCUUUUCCAAGCAUCAAAGCUGAAAGAAGCUAAUAAAAUGCCACACGUAGAGGUGGUUUGCACGCAGCCGCGUCGUCUUUCAGCGAUCGGUGUGGCCGAGCGUGUAGCCGACGAGCGUACCGAACGCGUCGGCCAAACGGUUGGCUAUCAAAUACGUUUAGAGAAUAAAAUUUCAUCCACCACUCGCCUAACCUUUUGCACAACGGGGAUACUGCUGCGACGACUCACUGCUGAUCCGCUGCUCAGCACCGUAUCACAUAUUAUUGUGGAUGAAGUGCAUGAGCGCAGUGAAGAAUCCGAUUUUCUCCUUAUGAUACUCAAAGACUUACUUAAACAACGACACGAUCUUAAAGUUAUACUCAUGUCCGCCACACUAAAUGCCAAAUUGUUCUCCGACUACUUCGGAGGCGCGCCCGUGUUAGAAAUACCCGGACGUACUUUCCAUGUAGAACAAUUAUUUCUGGAAGAUGUGUUGGAAGUUUGUGAUUAUGUAAUGGAAUGUGACUCGCAAUACUGUCGUAAAAUAACGAAAAAAGAAGAAGAAGAGUUGAUGCGCGAGUUAGAAUAUUCGGAUGUGAAGUCAGAGGUGGCUGCGCCGGGCAAGAACAUAAAAGACGAUAAACUCACUUUGGCGCAGAUGUAUGGGCGAUAUGGUGAUUAUUCGAAAAAGACCUGUAAAAGCAUCUACCUUAUGGAGCCGAUGAAAAUUAAUCCCGAAUUAGUGGAAUCUGUUCUAAAAUACAUUGUAGAAGGCGAGCAUAAUUGGCCCAAGGAAGGCACAAUUUUGCUCUUCCUACCAGGCUUACAAGAGAUACAAACCAUACAUGAAGCGCUCAAGGAUAGCACACUAUUUGGCAGCAGAAACGGCAACUUCAUUGUGCUACCAUUGCACUCCUCACUCUCCAGCGAAGAACAAUCGGCUAUUUUCCGUCCCGCACCUAAGGGUAAGCGAAAAAUCGUACUUAGCACAAAUAUUGCUGAAACCUCGAUUACCAUUGAUGACUGUGUCUUCGUUGUGGACUACGGCUUGAUGAAGGAGAAGCGCUUCGAUGCCAAUCGCAACAUGGAAUCGCUGGAGUUAGUUUGGGUAUCACGCGCUAAUGCGAUGCAGCGCAAAGGUCGUGCAGGUCGCGUCAUGCCAGGCGUUUGUAUACACCUCUUCACUGGCCACCGUUUUCGACACAAUUUCUUGGCGCAACCAGUACCGGAAAUACAUCGCGUGCCUCUGGAACAGCUAGUGCUGCGCAUUAAAACCCUACCCUGUUUUAGCGCCAAGAAUACACUGGAAGUAUUGGGUCGUACUCUUGAGCCGCCCACGGAGGAAAAUAUUCUCUCGGCGGUGCGCCGUCUGCAAGAUGUAGGUGCUUUAGAUGAAACGCAAAACCUAACAGCGCUAGGUCACCAUUUGUCCGCGCUGCCUGUGGACGUGCGUAUCGGCAAGCUGAUGUUAUACGGCGCUAUCUUUCAGUGUUUAGAUAGCGUGCUAACUAUCGCGGCUUGUUUGAGUCACAAAUCGCCUUUUGUGAGUCCAUUCAAUAAGCGUGCGGAGGCAGAAAAACGAAAACGAGAAUUUGCUAUCUGCAAUAGUGACCACUUGACGAUGUUGCUGGCUUAUAAGAAAUGGUUGGAAGUAUCCCGACGCAACUUUUUCGCCAGCCGCAAUUAUGCCGACGAGCACUUUCUCUCGUUGAAAACUCUAGAAACCAUUUCAGAGGUGAAGUAUCAGUUCCUAGAACUCCUCGUAUCCAUUGGUUUUGUGCCUGUUAAUAUACCACGUAAGCGCAAGAACGCUAGCGAUAACAUACUCGAUUUGACUGGCGCCGAUUUGAACGUGAAUGGUGAAAAUAAUCGCCUUUUAAUUUCACUACUUUAUGCGGCUCUCUAUCCCAACAUCGUAAAGGUGCUAACGCCCGAACGCAGUUACAUCUCCACAGUCGGCGGUGCAAUGGCGAAAAUGCACAACGCUAAGGACUUGCGUUUCAAGACACGUCAGGAUGGUUUCGUCGCAAUACAUCCAUCAUCGGUGAACGCAAUCGUCGGCAGCUUUCAAUCACCAUUUCUCAUCUAUCAAGAAAAGGUGAAAACGUCGCGCAUAUUCAUACGUGAAUGCUCCAUGCUACCGCUGGUGCCGUUGGUGCUGUUCGCUGGCAGCGAUUUCAAAAUUGAACUUCAUGGCGGCGACUUCGUAUUCCUGCUCGAAGAGGAUUGGAUUAUAUUGAAAGCACAUACACAUGAAACUGCAGAGAUGAUCCAAUGUUUACGUUUGGAAUUGCUAAAACUGUUAGAAGAGAAAAUCAGCGAUCCUUGUCUGAAUUUACUGAAUCACGAGAACGGUUUAAAGAUAAUUAAAACAAUUGUACAUCUUAUAACUAAUAAUAAUUAAGUAAAUGAUUAUGUGUAAGCAUAUGUGCCUGUGUGUGUGGUUUAGCUAAUAUGUAUGAGCGUGUGUGUGCCUGAAAAAAAAUAAAAUCAGAACAAAAAAUAA